Molecule: messenger RNA, 906 nt
Organism: Arachis stenosperma
Lineage: Eukaryota; Viridiplantae; Streptophyta; Magnoliopsida; Fabales; Fabaceae
Exons: 1
Coding region: 1-906 (301 amino acids)
Source: RefSeq, a predicted model, not a curated record
AUGGUCACUACAAGUGAUCAAAAGGAUGAAGACGAGCAAAGCAACCUCUCCCAACAACCUGAAAACAACUCAACAGAGGAGGAGGAUAGAGAUCACCAAGAACCAGAAAUCUCACAACAAGAGUUGCUGAAGCUCUAUGCACCAUUUCCCCAACUGCUCAAUGGUGCUGUGGGAAAGAGAAUAUACUCAAGGUUCCUAGACUUGUUUACAUCUCUGCAUGUGAACAUACCAUUCGUCAAGGCCAUACAACAAAUGCUUGCAUUCAUUAAGUAUAUGAAGGAACUUCAUCCCAGGAAAAGCUCACACAAAGGAGGCCAAACUAUAGUGUUAAACAAGGAAUGUAGUGCCCUUAUUCAACCUGAAUUGCCUGCAAAAAGAAGAGACCCAGGGAGUUUUCACAUCACUUGUGCCAUAGGGGAAACAAUGUUUGAUAAAGCACUCUGUGAUUUAGGGGCAAGCAUCAACUUACUGCCCCUAUCCCUGGCGAAGAGGCUGCAGAUCAAUGAGAUAAUGCCCACAGAUGUGGUCAUCAGACUGGCUGACAAGACUCGAAAGCAAGCAAUAGGAGUGGUGGAAAAUGUGUUACUAAAGGUUGGGAAAUACUUUCUCCCAACAGACUUUGUCAUUCUGGACAUGGAAGAGAGUCACACUCACCCAAUCAUAUUGGGGAGACCCUUCCUAGCUACGGCCAAAGCACUCAUAGAUGUGGAAAAAGGGGAGCUAAUAUUGAGGAUCCAUGAUGAGCGACUCAGCUUUAAUGUCUUCAAACUCUCACAAGAAGUAGACCAAGAGCACAAGGAACCAAGCAAAGAUCAUAAUGAGAUGCUGAAGGAGGAAGCAAGCAUUGAAGCACACCCUAUUCCACAUCUGUGCGUACGUAUAGGUACCAAUGCAUGCUUCCAUUAA